CAUUAAGCGUGUUUCUGUGGUUAAGAUUUUCUUUAUUCGGGUCGUUUUUUCGGUUACUACUAUCUAAAAUACGAGGCAAAGGCAGCGAGAGCGGUUUAGUAAACACCGGAUGCGAGCCCGAACCCGGACCGUCAUGAGGACGAGAACAAGCUGGCGCAUUCUUACACUCACAGGCCAGGAAAGCCAGUACCUCCUGAGAUGCGAAAGUCGUCGGAGUGGAAGCUCGGAGUGUCCUUCCUCCAUUUCGAGCGUAGGUGCAGACAAUCAGAAUAGACAACAUGAUUGACAUGAACGCGCCGCCAGAAGAAAAGAAAGCAGAACCGCUCGGGGUGUCGCCACUGUGGGACGACCUCCGGUGGUGGAUAUGGACCCUGAUAGCGGCGGCAGCUUUUCUGGUAUUUCCCGGCUUCUGUUGGUUUUUCGCUCCUGUGCUGCUCGCGUGUGCGUAUUACGAACGUGAACAAUCCAACCUCAAAAACAGCCGCAAAGUUCUUGCCUGUUUUUUUUUUCAAACUUGCAACGACUCGCGUCCGCGCUGAUGCGAGAGCUUGAGUGGCAAUGUUCGAAAUUGGAUAAAAACAAGGAAGCGCGCUACGACGGCUGGCGACGCAAGCGAUGCAAGCGCGCGCGCUACGACGGCUGGCGGCGCAGCUGCUCACCUGCCCGCUUAUGUGUCCACUUGCUGUGGCUCUUGUGGGGCGACUCUGUUGGCGCGCUCUGCGUAGCGCCGGCGUCGCCCAUCGCGCAUCAAGUCGCGUUCGAAUGCCCCCCCCGUUUCUUCCAGCUGAAGGCGGAGGCAACUAGGGGAGAGGCAUGGGGACAAAACAGAUGAGCAACGAGAGCGUGUCGGUCCGGUUCGGGGCCGCCUAAUGGUCGACAUUCCGCGCGCCCCGCCAUAGCAAGAAAACGCGAGCAAUUUCUAGCACAAUCCCGCGCGCAGACUUGCGCGUGAAUUGCGCAAGAGAGCACGCCGCACCGGGCUCACCAAAUAGGGGAUAAUUUGCGGCGCCGUGCUUUUGCGUCGAGUCACCAAAGAACAGGCGCAACAACUGGAUCGCGAAACGAGACGGAACACAAGGGCGCAACGCGUUGGCGCGCGUCUCUGGCACUGUGGUGGCGUAAGCGUUCGACUUGCGCUGUUUCGCGUACGUUCCGCGUCCUUUUCGCAGAAUUUCUGCAGAAGCCCGUGGGAAAUGUAGUUCACCGAAACGCGCCAACGCAGAGCGGAUCUCUGCUUCUGAUCGGGCCAGAUUUAUUUUGCGGCUAUGGAAUCGGCUGGAUUGUUUGCGCCUCUAGUCGAGCUAUGUGUCGCUGCUGCAAGCCCCGCCGUUGCUAUGGUCCGAGAGCCAAAGUCCCUACAGUCCUGUAGUGAUGGACGAAUGCGACGCGAUGCGCGGCGGCCUCGCUUCUGAGGCAGCGGACUAUGAUUUUCUUGAACGCGAGGACCAGUCCGCUCCUGCGGGCAUUGGUGUAGGCUUUCCACAGAUUGCGAGCAGUGACAGGCAAAGUCCGGCACUUCACUUUCGUGCUAAUGAGCGUGGCGCAGGCUUCAGCGGGGUGCUGCACCGGGAUGCGGAACAAAGCGGCUGCGCCGAGCUCGAGCUGGCGGAUCUUCCUCUACAGCGCAGCCGUGGGUCGUCUUCGAACGUGCCACAGUCGAGCACAGACCCUGACGGAAUGCAUACCGGCAUUGGUCCUUCCCCUACAGCCGCGGCGAUCGCCGGCGAGGAUGAAAGUCGGUAUGCAGCACGCACAAAGAAGCGGCAGGCGCCGCCUCCGCUAGAUCCUCGCUCGUGGUUCGCGGUCCCUGUUACGUCUUCGCCAAACUCUCCGACUACCGCGUCGCGCUUUUCACCUGUUUCUGAAAGCACCAGCGGCCGCCAUGCACGUGCAGACAGCGCUUUUUCGCAGGGACACUUGCUUCGGAACCGCAGCACCAUCAGCACCAGCAGCCCGGCGAGGUCGUCGUCUCUCUCCUCGUCCGAUGGGGUCUUGUUCUCGGCGCUUUGCGCACGUGUGAAAUCGAGUUUCUUGUUUUUCGGAGAUCGUGUGGCCGAGUGCUGCCUCUGUCACGCCUGCUGUCUACGACGUCGCGACUCGACUUUGCAGCGAGUGAACUACCUUCACCGCGUUUUUUACCGAGAUAACAUCGAGGGAGCAGCUACUCGUGCCCCAUCUUCACCCGCUGCUGCUCCCACCUCUCCGAGCAAGAGAAGGGAAGUGGCUUUUUUAUCACAGCGACUGCGAGGGAAGACUGCAGUGGUAGAGAGCCUCCGGUUUUGGCUCGCGCUCCUCGGCUAUGCAACAUUGCAAAUAGUUCUUGGUCUUCUGGAAGAUUGCGAAACUUCUGAUGCUUGACUGGCAUUGCGGCAGCUUCUGUCAUGUAUGUCGCCAAAAGUUCCGACCGCCUAUUUGUUAUGUCAGACCGCAGCUCCGGCCUGUGACGCACUUUAUGCAGGAGCAACAAGCCGCCGAAAACAAAGCUGUUUAUACCUCGCUUUGCAUUGAACGUCGAAGAUUAAGAUUCAGAAGGAUAAGCCAGCAACAGCAUGACCAGUAAUCAGACCAAGAUUCACUUCCAUCGAUAUCAGCGCGCAGACCCUGUGCUGUCACCUGCCGCUGGUGCUCCUCGUGCUUCUGCGGGUGCCUUGGCUUUAUCUAGGGAAGCCGGACUUCGUACUGACGUUUGUGCAUCCGCGCUUCGAACAGGAUGUCGCCUCGGCGGUGCUCGCCGGGCGCGAUGCGGAGGGUCAGCUCGGCGGGUCCUCCACGAAAAGCCUUUCGACCUCCGCCCCCUCGACCAGUUCUGCAGGUGCAGACCAGGGCGGGACUGCUUCGUCGCUCGUUGCAGGUGCGCCAUCAACUACGUCAGGGGGCCAGGAUCACACGACUUUGGAUCAUGUACCGGAUCAUGAUGCCCACCACCAAGACAAAGAAGACGCGAGCUGGAUGGACCUUGUGACGGACGAGAGCGAUCCUUGCUCCAAGUAUACGACGCAGGAGGCCUGUCCGGAAACAGCGCCCUUUGCGUACACGCCGGCCGGUUCCGCGGAGCAGCGCGAGGCGCUGCUUUACUGCCUCUGGCGAGCAAUUCCUACGGGGCGAUGCCGUCGCGCCGAAUGGGUGCGCGACCUGGUCGGUGGAAGCGAGUACUUGCUGGUUCGCUACCCCCUCCGGUCCUGGGGGGACGCCCUCGGCUACUGCCGCCGGCACUCGGUCGCUCCCAGUGCGGAGCUGGCACAGGUCAAGUCCGCACGCGAUUACGAUUUCCUCAUGAACCACGUCCUCGAUUGGACGUUGGCGGGCAUUUGGAUGGGCGGCCUAGUGUACGGCGAGCGGUGGCAGUGGCUUGACGGGUCCGGUCUGGCGGGGUACGACAACUGGUGCCCCGGGGAGCCCAGUGGCGGGACGGAGAGUUGUCUGCUGGCUUGGGGUGCUUGCGGAUUUCGAUGGAACGAUGCAGCGUGUUCGCACAAAACUUCUUUUGUCUGCCAGCGCCCCAUCAGGGGUGCGUCGUCCGCAUCGGGGGUUAAGUCGUCAAGCGCUCCGCGCUCAGUACUGCAGUUACCGGACCUCGAAGCUGCUGUGCCACAAUACAAGCCUAUGACGACGCAAGAUCAUCUGACAAAAGAGGACACGAGCCAAACACAGGGGCACAAGCAUGCGUGGGACAGGAAUGCAGAACCUUCAUCACAGACAGGCCCAGACGCACACGACGGGACAUCUUCAAACGGUGAUGGCGAAAAGCGUACUCUUGGAACAAUGGUGCAUGCAGCCAGUGCGAUUCUUUUUUCCGCUCCGGGCAAGGCAGACGUAUCCCCACGGCACUUGCGCAGCGAAGAAAAUCUGCAGUGUUUGAAGCUUCGCGAGGGCCACCAGUUUGCAGACCCGGACACCCGGGAGCGCAUUGACCCCGUGUACGUCGAGCGUGCCACCGCCAAGGUCGGGAACGGUAGUCCGUGCCUUGUAGCAACUUACGAAGUCGGCCCAUUUCUUCGCCGGCAAGCGCUCCUGACCAUAACUCGCUCCGCACUGCCCUCCGUGGGAGCGUCUUCACCAACCGAAGGGCCCACUCUUGCGGCAGGCGAGGAGGUGGACGAUAGCAGGGCCGCCUUCGUGGAGAAUGCGAAGCGAUGUCUGCAUUGGGGUCCGGGCAGCGCGCGCGCAGGACAGCGUGUGUUUGCGCGUCCUUGCCCCAGGACAGGUGCCGAGUUUGCCGCGCAGUGGCACCUGCUCGCAGCGAUCUUUUGGCCCGGGAACGUGUUCGGGACUCUGUUGAGCAGCGAGGUAACUCCCGCGGAAGAACCAUCGGACGCAGAGCGAGCGUCAAGUGGUCUCGCACGGGAUGCACAGCCUGCAAGGGGAUCGCGGCCGACUGGUGGCUUCGUCGAUUGGGUGUACCGCAGCGUCGUGAAGGCGUGGGCGCCCGUCGAUGCGGCCCGCGAGUCGUUGUCUGAGCAGUCGAAAGAAACCGCCCGGAAUUCUUUCAUUUUAGAGCGGGUCGGCUACUCUACGCGGCGGCAAUUUGUGAGCACGGGCCGCUUGCGCACGAUUAAUGGUUUCACCUCAUUACCGCUGCCCAGCGGUGGAGUAUCCGGCGAUCAAGAGGGCCUGCGGGGGAUCGGGGCCGGCACAAAUACAGGCGGGGCCGCGUAUCGCGGCACCAGCGGAGCUUUUCUUUAUCUCGGUUUCGACCCGCUUACCGGCGAGUUGGCGCUCGUGGGUUCGGGCGAGCGCGCCAUUGUGUUUUCGGAGCUGCAACGGGACAUCGUGGGAUACGCCGACUCUCAGCUCUUGCUGUACCUUCUCUUCCCACAGUUCUUCAGUGUCAUGCUCGCGUGUGUGCUUCUGGCGUUCUCUUACUACGGCUUGCGAAUUCUCCGCUGCGUCUCGCGCGAAGUGGGGCGCUACCGCCAGCUCAUGGACCGUCUACGCUAUGAAGAAGAACACGACGCGGAGCCGAUUCCGGCGAACGAGGAGGAGGGAGUCGCGGGUGACUUCAUCUCUCUCGGCACUACAGAUAGGCUCGGCAGCAUGGUACGUGGUACGCACGGCGGCCACAGGAGUGCAGAUAUUCCUUCUACGUCAGCCCCAGCGCAGCGUCCGCAUUGCAAGUUUACGACGGAGCAGGACCAUGCUGAGCGCACAGAUUUGAGCUCAAAAAAGAACGAACUCGAGCCAGAAGUAACUUCCCCAGCAGAACCGUACCCCUUUGGUUCGUCGAGCAAUACUCAAGAGGUGAGCGCUUAUUCCCGAGGAGAUGGCGAUGCUUCUAGUGCGCGCUCGCUAGCAGACACGGCCAACGUGCUAGGCCGUCCGGCAGCUCAUAUGCACUGACCAAGUAAAUAUCUACCACAAGAAGACUCUGCGAAGCCAUCAAUGCGAACUGUAAGUAGCAGCAGCCGCGCGGAUAUUCAAAAUCAAUUCCAGUGCUCUCAGUGCGAGCAGCCUCUUGCCAGUGGUCAAGACUAUAAAUGGCUUGGUGCACCCGCCUUGGACCGGCGCACAAGCGCAGCGCCGUUUUACUGUGACUUCGCAUGUGCUUCCCUUUGCUCAACUUCAGUGGUACGGAUAAGUAUGGAGCCACUUUAUGUUGCUGGAGUUUUCCGAUUCCGGCUAACGUACGUGCGGAGCGACGUAAUCACGCACUAAUAAAGCAGACAAGAACAGGACGCCUUGCCUCCCAUUGUGCAAGUCGCCCCGGCCUGACCAAAGUGUCCUGCGUGCUCCUGAGGUGAGCGCCAACAAGGAGCUUCCCCCGCGUGUUCUGUUCGUUGGGUACGUGCAUCUGCGCACAGGGCCCAGACCGAGACUCAGAAGGAGGCUCAAACAGGACGGAGCUCGAGUUCUCUGCUACUCGAACGCAAGCCGAAACAUGAAGCGAACGAUCGGAAUGAUCAAAUUAGAAAAUACAAAAGGCAAAGCAACGCGCAAACCCGAACUGAAGCUGCUAGAUAUCCGCGAACUCAAUCUGAACUUGCAAGCCAAGUCACGAAGUCACACCCUAUCUGAAUACUGAUGCUCGGACUCAAACUACUGAGACCGAAAUGGAAAUUCAAGGCACGAAGCCAAAAUUAUCUACCUGACUGAGCGCUCGCCUUCGGACUGUUACCGAGACUCCAAGUCAAUACUCG
Amoebophrya sp. A120 is the source of this 6134-nucleotide messenger RNA. The record is from the annotation of a GenBank genome assembly. NCBI's taxonomy places the organism in Eukaryota, Dinophyceae, Syndiniales, Amoebophryaceae.